CGCACUUCGGAGCUGCCGACCGGAAGCGGUGGCCGCGCGCUCCCGGUUCCCGCUUCCGCCGCCCGGUUUCCCUCUUUCCCCGCGGCUCCCCCGCGUCCCUUCGCCGCUGCCAUGUUUCUCACACGCUCCGAGUACGAUCGGGGUGUCAACACUUUCUCUCCAGAGGGGAGGCUCUUCCAGGUGGAGUAUGCCAUCGAGGCCAUCAAGCUUGGCUCCACAGCCAUUGGGAUCCAGACCUCAGAGGGGGUUUGCCUGGCUGUGGAGAAGAGGAUCACCUCCCCCCUGAUGGAGCCCAGCAGCAUUGAGAAGAUUGUGGAAAUCGACUCCCACAUUGGCUGUGCCAUGAGUGGGUUGAUAGCUGAUGCCAAGACCCUGAUUGAUAAAGCUCGAGUGGAGACCCAGAACCAUUGGUUCACCUACAACGAGACCAUGACGGUGGAGAGUGUCACCCAGGCGGUCUCCAACCUGGCCCUGCAGUUCGGAGAGGAGGACGCAGACCCCGGGGCCAUGUCCCGGCCCUUCGGGGUGGCUCUGCUCUUCGGAGGGGUGGACGAGAAAGGUCCUCAGCUGUUCCACAUGGACCCCUCGGGGACCUUUGUGCAGUGUGAUGCCAGAGCCAUUGGCUCUGCCUCAGAGGGGGCCCAGAGCUCCCUGCAGGAGGUUUACCACAAGUCCAUGACCCUGAAGGAAGCCAUCAAGUCCUCCCUGGUGAUCCUGAAGCAGGUCAUGGAGGAGAAGCUCAAUGCCACCAACAUCGAGCUUGCCACCGUGGAGCCUGGCCUGAAGUUCCACAUGUACACCAAAGAGGAGCUGGAGGAGGUCAUCAAGGACAUCUGAGGAGGAGGGGGAGGGGGAAGGAGGCUCCCCCUGAGGCUUGUCCCAUCCUGACCCAAGCCACCUGGGCCCAGUUCCCCCCUGCCAGCUGUGCUCUUUGGGUGGUUUUCUUCCCCAGCAGGGGCUGAGUGCUCUUCUCCAGGGGCUCAGAGAGGGUUUUUUACAGUUGCUGGACAGAGCUGAGCUCCACCAGGAGAGGAGGAGGCAAUAAAGCAG
Molecule: messenger RNA, 1050 nt
Organism: Dryobates pubescens (Downy woodpecker)
Lineage: Eukaryota; Metazoa; Chordata; Aves; Piciformes; Picidae
Gene: PSMA5
Product: proteasome 20S subunit alpha 5
Exons: 9
Coding region: 112-837 (241 amino acids)
Biological process (GO): proteasome-mediated ubiquitin-dependent protein catabolic process
Cellular component (GO): nucleus; proteasome core complex, alpha-subunit complex; proteasome core complex
Source: RefSeq, a predicted model, not a curated record